Messenger RNA from Aspergillus homomorphus CBS 101889, 767 nucleotides. Its product is annotated as iron-sulfur cluster assembly protein CIA2. The coding region runs from base 62 to 670 and encodes 202 amino acids. NCBI's taxonomy places the organism in Eukaryota, Fungi, Ascomycota, Eurotiomycetes, Eurotiales, Aspergillaceae. The transcript has 2 exons. The record is from RefSeq and is a predicted model, not a curated record. Gene Ontology annotation, biological process: iron-sulfur cluster assembly.
GACCUAACUCCGCACGGGCUUCUUUGCUUCAAUUUCCAACCACCCCUGAGUGAAAAGGCACAUGGCGUCCGCAGUGCAGAAUUCGAAUCCAACUAUAUUGAACGUUGCCGAUCUUCCCACUCGAUUGGGUCCGGCUGCGUUGAGCAAGGCGGGCACAGAUAGGGUCGGGACUCUUGCAUCAAUUUUUCCACCUUCUGCGUACUCACUUGAUUGUUGGCCCACCGGAUACUCAUCUUCAGAUGCUAGCGACGAAGAAGACGUGACGGAAGAGCCGAUUGAUGAGCAAGAAAUAUAUGAUCUCAUAUCAUCUAUAUCUGAUCCAGAGCAUCCGAUAUCUCUAGGAGCACUUGCCGUCGUUUCGCUUCCAGAUAUUGCCAUAAAGCCGACUCUUCCCGAGGUGCCGGAGUCAGUUCUUCGAACAGUAUCUGUUCUUAUCACACCUACAAUCACACAUUGCAGUCUUGCAACAGUAAUAGGCCUCGGCGUACGUGUUCGGCUCGAGCAGUCACUCCCACCACGGUUUCGUGUGGAUGUGCGCAUCAAGGAAGGCUCUCACAGUACAGCCGAAGAGGUGAAUAAGCAACUAGCUGAUAAAGAAAGAGUGGCUGCUGCAUUGGAAAAUGGAACCCUAAUGGGUGUAAUUGCAAAAAUGCUUGAAACAUGUCAAUAAGCUUGCUGACUCUGCAAUUGUUGCGAAUUUACUAAAGUUGCAAUCGGUCAAUUCCUCCUUGCUAUACACUAUGAAUGAUAUUUAUGUGAAUAAUGUU